AUGUCGGACCGCGAUGUCAAGUUCAUUAGCCAUUUCUGGAGGGAUCUAUGGAAAAGGUUGAAUACAGAACUCAAGCUGAGUUCUGCGUACCACCCGCAAACUGAUGGACAGACGGAGGUAGUUAACAGGACACUUGUAAAUGUGCUCCGCUGUUUGGUGCAGGAUAAUCCGAAGAGAUGGGAAGACAUGCUUAGUCAAGCCGAGUUCGCUUACAAUUCUAUGUCUAAUAGAUUAACGGGCCAGAGCCCCUUCCAGGUGGUGUACACCAAGUUGCCUAAUCAAAUGGUAGAUCUCGCAAUCCUUCACAAGGUCUGUCCAUCCGCUGCUAGCAAGACCGCAUCGAAAGUCAUAGAAACUCUGAAAACGGUGAAAGCCAACUUACAGCAAUCUGCUUUAAAAUACAAACAAAAUGCUGACAUUCAUAAGCGAUACAAAUCUUUCUCAAAGGGAGAACUUGUCAUGAUAAGGAUGCGCAAGGAACGUUACCCACAAGGAACAUAUUCUAAAUUAAGUCCCCGGAAAUUGGGACCCUUCUCCAUCCUUCACAAAAUCAAUGAUAACGCAUAUGUGAUAGAUCUACCUCCCGAUAUACAUACUUCACCUACAUUCAAUGUCGCUGAUAUAUAUAUAGCUAUCAUUCGCGAGAUAACACACCUAUGGUGGAAAUCUCGUCGGAGUCGAGCUUCUCGGAGCUGGGGGAGAUCUGAUGUGGCUAUCCGCAUCAUUCCUUUGCUUACCCCUAAUAUGGUAAUUAGCACUAGCCAUAGUAGCAUAGUUAUGUACACCUCACUGUGUAACGUAUUCCUCAAAAUUAUUGCCAAGAUUCUUGCUUGUAGGCUCAAGCUAAUUAUGCCUGAGAUCAUCCACCCUAGCCAGGCUGCCUUUGUUGCUAAUAGAGUUUCAUCGGACAACACUAUCCUUGCGGCUGAGGUUCUUGGUUUCAUCACGAAGAAUUGUAAGGAGAAAUUUUUUUGUGCUAAAUUUGACAUUAAGAAGGCCUUUGACACGGUGUCUAGGGAAUUCCUUUUUAAAAGGUUGGAACAAAAAGGGAUUCCUAUGUUAUUUAUUCAGUGGAUCAGAGCUUGUAUUAGUGACAUUAAUUUCUCUAUUUGCAUUGACGGGGGACUUUAUGGAUUUUUUGGCUCCUCCUCUGGUAUUCGGCAAGGCUGCCCUCUAAGUCCAUUUCUUUUCUGUUUCGUAAUGGAUGCCUUAUCUUGCCUUAUUGAAGGGAACAGUUCUCCGAACACAUUCCAGGGUUUUCAAUUCGGUGAAUUUCAGCUUACUCACCUGACUUAUGCUGACGACUUAUUGAUUUUUGGUAAAGCCGAAACUCAGAACUGCAAUAAUCUUAUGAGCAUUCUCCAAACCUUCUCCUCUUGUUCUGGCCUUUUCCUCAAUCUCAAUAAAAGCUCCCUUCUCAUUUCUCCCACUGCAUCUCAUCUAUCUGCCAUCUCCCUUGCCCUUCAAAUUCACAAUUGCUCCACCACCAUUUCCUACUUGGGUCUUCCCAUCUCCCUGGGGAGAACCAAGCUAUCCGACUUCUCUCCACUUACUGAAAAAAUUACUAACCUGCUUUCUGGAUGGAAAGCAAAGCUUCUUUCUUUUGCAGGUAGACUUCAAUUCAUCAAAUACACCAUUACCAAUCUUGUGGCUUAUUGGGUGAGAGGCGCUUUAAUCCCUAAAACUAUUAUUAAAGCUAUUGAUAAAGCCUGCUCCAAGUUCCUUUUUCAGAAGGGAGAUCAGUCUAAACGUCUUCAUCUUAUCUCUUGGAAACAUACUACUAUGCCUCAUGCCAAUGGUGGCAUUGGUAUUGCCUCUCUUCAAGCUCUAAGAUCCGCCUAUAACUGUGUCACUAUUCUCAGGAUGUAUAAUCAGGAUUCUCAGCUUUCCAAUUGGCUUAAAAUUAGAUACAAUUCUCCAUGGAAACCUCCAAAUCGUAAUUGCUCAGCUUUCUGGAAGAAUAUUCAAAUGACUGCCUCUUGGUUCAAGCACAAUUUUAAGUUUAAUGUUUUGGUUAAUAGCCCCAUUGCCAUCUUCUGGGAUCACUGGUGUCCUCACGGCUCUUUUACAGAUUCCUUCCCAGAUUUCCCCCUUUCAUCAGUCAAUGCUGAAUCCCUCAAUCUCGCUACUUGGAUGUGUGAAGACUCCUGGGCUCUUCCUAAUUUCCUCAAUCAAAAUAUUGUGGAGUUCUUUACUUCUAUUCCCAUAUCUGUUAGUAAUACCAAGCACAUUACUUGGGAAAACAAGGAAAAUGCAUCAUUUAAGGAUUUCUAUAGGGAAUUCUUCUGUCAUGAAUAUGUAGUUGAUUGGGCUUCGCUUGUUUGGCACAAGAAACACUCCUUGAGACAUUCGGUUUAUUCCUGGUUGGCCCUCUCUAACGGCCUUAAGACUUCAGAAAAUUUGCACAUUAGGAAGGUUAUUACAGAGGAUUUUUUAUGCCCCUUGUGUCAUCAAACCCCAGAAACCACUGCUCACCUUUUGUUUGAAUGUGACUACUCCUUUACUGUCCUCACGAAGGUUAUCCCAAAGAUGAAUUGUUUUCUAUUCAGACCUAAUAUGGGCCAAGCUCUUCAGUAUAUAGAUGGGUUGGAUGUGAACAGGGACUUGAAGUCCGUUGUUCUGUUGCUUUUCAAUAUUGCUGUUUACGUUAUUUGGACUGAGAGGAAUGAUAGAAUUCAUAAAGCGACCUUUUCUUGUGCGGUCUCUUUAGCAAAAAAAAUUACUAGAAUUGCUUAUGUUAAACUGGACAGCUGGAAAGGAGGAAAGGCUAUCAGGGAGAAACUUUUCAUUUAUUAUAACUAG
Dendrobium catenatum is the source of this 2802-nucleotide messenger RNA. RefSeq lists its product as uncharacterized. The record is from RefSeq and is a predicted model, not a curated record. NCBI's taxonomy places the organism in Eukaryota, Viridiplantae, Streptophyta, Magnoliopsida, Asparagales, Orchidaceae. Gene Ontology annotation, biological process: DNA integration. Gene Ontology annotation, molecular function: nucleic acid binding. Bases 1 to 2802 code for a protein of 933 amino acids. The transcript is spliced from 3 exons.